AUGAUCACGUUCCGACCUUUCCUUCGAACCUUUCCAUCCCCUCAAUCAACCUCAUCCCACUUUACAUCCACUCUUCCGCCCUUACGCCCACUUCAAAUCCAUCCACAAAUCUUUACCCAACCUGAAAGAACAACAUUCAAACGACACAUCACUUCCUCUCUAUCUCACUAUCAAUCUUUACCUUCAGACGGUCAAAUACCUCAUCGAUAUAUACAUCUAGUUCAACCUGACGGAACACUUUCUCCACUUCAACCUUUCACCUCCAUAUUCAAUUCAUAUAAUCAUCAAACUCAUACUCUUCAAUUAGUUUCUCAUGAUCCACCCAUAGCUAAAUUACUAGACAAAGAAGAGAUAACUCGUAAAGCUUUAGAAGCGGAGAAUCGUAGACAAAUCUCUAAUCAAUUACGUGAAAGUGAAAAAGAAGUUCAAAUCCCUUGGUCUGCAGCAGAAGGGGAUUUGAAACAUAAAGUUGAACUUGCUAGAGAUUUAUUGGAAAAAGGUCAUAUGGUUAGGUUAGCAUUAGCACCUAGGAAGAAGACUGCGAAGGAUAGAUUGACGGAUAGAGAGAAAGAAGGGGUGGUGAGUGGGACAAGGUUUAUUGAUGUUGUGGUCUCCGAAGAAGAGCGUGAAAAUUGA
Molecule: messenger RNA, 636 nt
Organism: Tremella mesenterica DSM 1558
Lineage: Eukaryota; Fungi; Basidiomycota; Tremellomycetes; Tremellales; Tremellaceae
Exons: 2
Coding region: 1-636 (211 amino acids)
Biological process (GO): mitochondrial translational initiation; ribosome disassembly
Cellular component (GO): mitochondrion
Molecular function (GO): ribosome binding; translation initiation factor activity
Source: RefSeq, a predicted model, not a curated record